This is a messenger RNA of Medioppia subpectinata, 606 nucleotides long. The record is from the annotation of a GenBank genome assembly. NCBI's taxonomy places the organism in Eukaryota, Metazoa, Arthropoda, Arachnida, Sarcoptiformes, Oppiidae.
AUGCUCACAGUCCGUAUUCUGCAUAUGUGUUGUGUUUGCGAUGGGAAUAGUAUUGAUGUGAACACGAGUUUGGGUUCAGUGAGGGGUCAGACACUCCAUGUCUUGAAUCGCAAAAUACAUCAAUUCUUGAAUAUACCCUACGCUGAGCCCCCUUUAGGCCCACUCAGGUUCGCACCACUUCUACAUCUCAGAGCACCCAAACAGGGUAUAAUAGACGGCACAAAACCCGGAAAUGAAAUAUUAAGUGAAGACUGUUUGGUAUUAAAUAUAUGGACACCAAAUGUGGACAAUAGUAACAAUAAUCAACAGAAAACGGGUCUCAAAGCAGUCAUGUUUUGGAUAUAUGGCGGAGCACUGAUGUUGGCCACCAAUUAUGUGGUUGUGGUUACCGUUAACUAUAGGGUCGGGCCGUUGGGGUUCCUCUACGGCGGCGAUGAGACAGCGCCCGGAAAUGCUGGCUUUUAUGACCAGUUAUUGGCACUCAAAUGGGUUAGAGAAAACAUACAUCUAUUUGGCGGAGAUAGGGAUGAGAUUACUAUAUUUGGCUUCAGUGCCGGGAGUUGGUCGGUGUCCGCACACAUACUCUCCCCGCUAUCCAAAACAUGA